AUGGAGAACAGUACAGAGGUGACUGAGUUCAUCCUAGUGGGUCUCACCAACACUCCAGGACUUCAAGUCCCUCUCUUUAUCUUGUUCACCCUCAUUUACCUCAUCAGUGUGUUUGGGAACCUGGGGAUGAUGACAUUGAUUCUGCUGAACUCUCGUCUCCACACUCCCAUGUACUUUUUCCUCAGUAAUCUCUCGUUGGUGGACCUUGGUUACUCCUCAGCUGUCACUCCUAAGGUCAUGGCUGGGUUCCUUGUAGGAGACAAUAUCAUCUCCUACAAUGCAUGUGCUGCUCAAAUGUUCUUUUUUGUAGCCUUUGCCACAGUGGAAAAUUACCUCUUGGCCUCAAUGGCCUAUGACCGUUACACAGCAGUGUGUAAGCCACUGCAUUACACCACCACCAUGACGACCAGUGUAUGCACACAUCUGACCAUAGGCUCCUAUGUCUGUGGUUUCCUGAAUGCCUGCUUUCAUGUUGGGGACAUAUUCAGUCUUUCUUUAUGCAGGUCCAAUAUGAUCCAGCACUUUUUCUGUGAUGUUCCUGCAGUCAUGGCUCUCUCUUGCUCUGAUAAACACAUUAGGGAGCUGGUUCUUGUUUUUGUGUCAACUUUCAAUGUCCUUUUUGCUCUUCUGGUUAUCUUGAUUUCAUACCUGUUCAUAUUUAUCACCACCUUGAAGAUACAUUCAGCUCAGGGACACCAAAAAGCUUUGUCCACCUGUGCUUCCCACCUCUCUGCUGUCUCCAUGUUUUAUGGGGCAGUCACUUUCAUGUACCUACAGCCCAGCUCCAGUCACUCCAUGGACAUGGAUAAAAUGGCAUCUGUGUUCUAUGCCAUAGUCAUCCCCAUGCUGAACCCUGUGGUCUAUAGCCUGAGGAACAAGGAGGUAAAGAGUGCAUUCAAGGUUAUUGAGAAGGCAAAAUUGUCUCUAGGACUGGGAUUUUAA
This is a messenger RNA of Loxodonta africana (African savanna elephant), 942 nucleotides long. Its product is annotated as olfactory receptor 5B2-like. Gene Ontology annotation, cellular component: membrane. The coding region runs from base 1 to 942 and encodes 313 amino acids. The transcript has a single exon. Lineage: Eukaryota; Metazoa; Chordata; Mammalia; Proboscidea; Elephantidae. The record is from RefSeq and is a predicted model, not a curated record. Gene Ontology annotation, molecular function: G protein-coupled receptor activity; olfactory receptor activity; odorant binding. Gene Ontology annotation, biological process: sensory perception of smell; G protein-coupled receptor signaling pathway.